Messenger RNA from Clarias gariepinus (North African catfish), 1616 nucleotides. RefSeq lists its product as uncharacterized. The coding region runs from base 1 to 942 and encodes 313 amino acids. The record is from RefSeq and is a predicted model, not a curated record. Lineage: Eukaryota; Metazoa; Chordata; Actinopteri; Siluriformes; Clariidae. The transcript is spliced from 6 exons.
AUGGAUAUUGGUUCGGGAUACCUUGCAUGGCGAUUGAAGACCAUACAAAGAAAAACAGCAGAGGAGAGAGGUGCCUCAGUCAGCAAAUCUCCUAAAGUUGGUGGGCCAGGCCGUGGUCGUCAGCCCGUCAGCCCUUCAGCCCUUCCGCCAUCUGAUGAGGAUGUGGAAGCAGCUAUUUCUGUUUUGAGACACUCUGCUGAUGAAAAGACUGUCCGCGAGAAGAUGGAAAUGACCUUCAUAUAUCGGCAAGCAAUGGUCAACGAUGAAGCCAAAUCAUCAGAUGUCUUCUUGGUCUUCCCACGAUUUCUGGACACACCAGGACUGAUAGAACAAGAUUUCAGACUUAUGUUUGGUGAGACCACGGCCAACAAAUUCUGGGAGAAGUGGCCAACCACUUUCAAAGCAAAAGUAAUAAAGGAAAGUCACGGACUUGUACCCACCACGGAGCUCUUGGAUUUGAUCCACAAUGCUGAGUCAGCUGCUGAAGUUGAGAAUGGCUGGGACAGUGACAUGUCCGCCAUCUUGCUGCUGCUACAUUUGCUACCACCAUCUGCACAAGGUAGAAAGAGGCCGGGAAAGCUGUCUGCAUAUCAAGCUGUAGAUCAGCUCAUCAGAUUUCAAAAGGUUGGAACCAGUGUGCAGCAACAUCUAGAUAACAUCACCCAAAGCAGUCAGCCCUACCUUCUCGCCCAGGGAUCCACACAGAGCACCAUUCACUCAUACUUCAUUGUGGUUGACAAGCAUGCACUUCCAUGCAAGGCAACAGGUUCAGUUGGAGUUUUUGACGAACUCUUUAAAGCCCAUUACGUCUUUGGUACGUCAUACAGUUUUUCUCUGAGCAGCUUUUUCACUUUUGUGCAAACAACCAUUUAUAACAUCGACAUGGGGGAAACAAAGGAGACUCCUAGAGUUGCAGAGUUGCGAGCAAGAAUGGUGCAUUAGUUGAGAUAAAACGAUGAAGUGUUUUCUUUGCAAAAGUGACCAUGGAAGUCCAAACAACCUUGUUAAACACUUUAAGGUAAUUCAUGGGCUAUUUACAGGCAGGACUCUUUUUCUGAAGUGUGGUCAAGAAGGAUGCUCACGUUCUUUUGGUAGUUUUUCUGGUUUAAGAAAGCAUCUUAAUAAGUGCCAUGGAAGCAGUUUAGUUGAUUCUGUAGAUUAUGAUCAUUCAUAUCCUCAAAGUACCGUCAAUACAGGUAAUGUUUCUCAUGUUGAAGAGUCGACUGAAUAUUUAGAGGCCGAGUCACAGUUAUCUUCGCCAUACAUUGUAAAUAGUUGUUCAGCUGUAAUUUCUGAUCUAAAGGCAGCAGGUGUUGGUCAAAGUACACUGAAUUCUGUAGUGAUUUCCAUGGAAGAGAUCGUUCAAGAUAUCCAUGAGCAUGCUAAAGAGACAGUGAUAAAAGAUGUAUUUAGUAAUGAAAGAGAAACGGAAAUGUGCAAGAAAGUUGAGGCAUGUUUUGAGGGGUUAGAGAAUCCUUUCACAAUUCUAAAUUCGGAAUACAAGAGAUCCAAAUUUAUGACUGACAAGUGGGAAAUAGUAGAACCAGUUGAAUGUGUGAUUGGUUCAAGAUUUGACACAAGACGAAAUAAAAAGACUGGAACAUAUGAUCAGGUAG